AUGGCGGAAGCGCCACGCAAUCUGCAGUUGCCUUCAGGUUAUGACGAGGAGUUUGCUGAUGAAGUAGACGAAGAUUUUCUUUGCUUAAUUUGUCAUUUGCCACUGAGGGAGCCUGUUCAAACAAGAUGCAGUCACAGAUUUUGUAAUGCCUGCCUUGAGAAACAUUUCAGAAGGUAGGCCUAAAUACCUGAAUUCUAUUGAAAGUUGAGUGUUAAAGUAACUUUCAUUCCAAACCUUUAGUUAACACCUUAAAGAAAAACUGAAGCACUGGGGCGCUUUCCAUUGAACACCUCGAUCUGAGUAAGAACAUCUCAGUUGACGGAAAGUCAGCAACCCUUAUUUACUAAUGCAAACAACAGACACCUUAGCAGCUUAAUCGAUUUAUUAGACGAAGGCCUUGUCUCUCAAAUUUAGAUUUCAAAUAGAUUAAAAUUUAAUCUGAUACAUCCCACCCAGCUGAUAAUCAUGAUAUCAAGUUAGUUAAGGUUGUUUUCUAUAAGCAAACUUUUGAAAUUACAAAAUGUGUCUCGUUUCCGUAAAUUGGAGAAGCCAUUGUUCGAAGUUAUUGAUUUGCUCUGGAAUGCGGACAUUCUGUCUUCCGUGAUCAAUGCCCAGGGAUAAAUAAGCGUUCCAAUUUCGCAAGCUGGCCAUGGAGUCCUAGCAAAGCAUAAAAACUUGUCAAUUUUUAAAAUGUCUUGAGUUCUGUGGGUUUUAGGCUCGGCAAAUAAAAUCAGCCACAAUUUAGUAGAAAGAAGUUUUAUGAUGGAAUUAAUUAGUAACUAUCUAUCAAUCCAUGUUCCUGUUAAUUUUAAUUAAAUAUAUAACAAUUAUUCACCGAAGUGGAGGUGGCUAGUAUUGAAGAUUUACCGAGGCCGCGAAGCGGCGAGGUAAAUAUCCAAUACUAGCCAUCGACACUGAGGUGAAUAAUUCUUUUAGUAUAUACUAAAGCAGUGAGAUCAUUGAGCACAAAAAUGAUGAUUUUUAACUCAUUUACUGUUGCCAACGAUUACAAUUUUGGCGCGCGAUGACCGAACGGCCGAGGUCGUCGCUUUUUCUUAGCGACAAAUAAAACUUUUGAAGGCGUUUGUUUAGCUCUUGCGGGAAAGUUUCUUCAAAAGGAGUUGUGAAUUCUUUUUGUAUUUAAAAUAAUUCUGUAAAAAAGAUUAUUAAAUUUAGUUUUAAGCUUAGUUAUGAACAAGUCAACUAAAUAAAGUAACGCAAGACUUAUAAGCUUAAUUUGCAUUUGUAAACAAAAAACUUUUUCACCGGAUUUAUCGAUAAAUUCAAGUAAAAAAGACAAAGCUUUACCUGUUAAAACUUCCAAACCUAACUUCGUCACCUUCUUCAUGUAUUUCGGAAAUAGCUUGCUUGAUUAGUUGUGAAAUUUCUUAGUUUGUUACGGCAGCAAACGGGAAGGCACUUUGCUCGCAACCUACGCGAGUUUGGCAACGCUCGCUCGCUCGGAGGAACUGGAGGUGAAUCAGUGAAUAGUGCAGGAUAUUCACUGACUGAGUAGCCAAUCAGAGCGCGCGAAAAACACUAUCCACUGUUUUAGUAUAUACUAAAGUCAAUUAAUCGUAAUUGUUUCUUAUACUGCAAAAUAACAGACAGGACGAGCAGCGCCACCCUUACUCUUGUCCUGCAGGUAGGGAACGCCUGGACCGAGACCGGGUAAAUCACUUCCGUUUGCUUUUUAUCUUCUUACGUCUGUUUGUAAUAUGUUUUUGGUCUUAUUUAUUCUUUUAACGCUUACAUGUAAACUAAAUUGCAUAGGCGGAGUCGAUCGGAACGAGCUGUUACAAAGUUACGAAACAAAGGUUCUAAAUUUUUCAAGCUUUUAAGGACAAGACUAGUUGCAUACUCGUUCUCACACUUUACCCAUAUGGCAAUGUUUUCUAUUUAGAACAAUAAGGAAAUUAGGAGUAUUUUAGAAAUUUCGGGCACGGCCAUCUUCGAGUCUCAAUAAUAAUAUUGAUAAUGAUGAUGAUGAUGAUGAUGAUGAUGACGAUGAUGAUGAUGAUUAUGAUAAUGAUAGCAGCCUGUUAAAUUGGCUCAGGUAUUUCCUGCGAAGAAUGAUCUUGCGCUGUUUGUUUAAUUCCGUUUUGCUUGUACUUUAGGAUGUUUUUCCUGAUAAUGCAACAGGAAGGAAAAUUUUGUCUUUGAUGAUCAAAUGCCCAAGUGACGGUUGUUCGUGGACUGAUGAACUGAGGAACAAAGAGGUAAAAACCCAAAAUAACAAUUAUAUUCAAGGUGCAAUGGAUUUCAGCAUUUAAUCAGGAUUUAACCAAGGAAAAAACAUCACUUUUUCUUUCUUUUUCAUGUAUAACAUUGCUUGUAACAGGCUCACCUGGAAACCUGCCCUUUCAAAUUUGUUACUUGUACCAACGAACAUUGCCCUCAGAUAAUGAAAAGAGAAGAACUGGACAAUCACACAAAAACGUGCGUGUGGAGUAUUAUGCCGUGUAUGUACUGUAAAGAGAAACAACCAAGGAAGUAUUUGCAGGUAUAUAAAAGUUAUUCAAAAUAACAGAUCUUUAAACAAUGUUGUGUUUCCGGGCGGAACUCAUCAAGUUUUAAACGGGGAGGCUCCUUGCCGAAGUCCAACCCCUUACCCUUUUCAUAUACCAUUUUUGGCAGAAAAGGAACCACUUUCGUAUACCUUCCAUUGGGAAAUGGUACCCCUUUCACAUACCUAGUAUACACAACUCUGCAUUCCUUUUAACUGCUGUAAAUACACUGUUUUUUUUUUUUUAAAUACCAAUAAAUCACAAAUGCAGAACGUUUUCUCUACUAUUUCACAGCCACAAAAUGUAUCUGUUAGCCCUUUUGGGCCUCUCUGCAGUCCGGUAUGACAGAUUUCCGUCCCCUUUCAUAUACUUCAACGAGUGAAAUCUCUACCCUUUCAUAUUCUUAAGGCCUAAAAAAUGGCACUCUUUUCGGGCGCGGCCUCCCUGUAUAGGUCAUUUCAGCAAGUACCCCCGGGUUUGUUCUUCAACCUUGCGCCGUAGAGAUGGAUUCUCCAUUUCGUUCCUCCUUGAUUUAGCCUUGUCACCUGUCGGUACAUAGGGUGUUCUUCACGCCCGCGACCACCACAGUUAAAUGUCUUUAGCAAUUAUUUUCUAUAUUUUCUGGUAUUUCACUAAAGUAGAAAAAUGAGCAAGUACUCGUAAAGAAGAUGAUGGUUACUCAGCUUCAAAAGCAGUACCGCCCACACAAAGUGGCUUUUGCAAAAUAUAUAUGAUGAUAGCAGGUAACCAUUUCACCUCUUUCAGACAAAAAAGAAAAAAAGAUACUGGUCUGGUCUCAAACUUUCAAGCAUUUUUUACUGUUUACACUAAAAUUUCCAUCGGCUUACUGCGGUGAACUGAAGACAGUCUUCGGUCUUAAGUGUGUAAGGAUUAAUUAUUUGUCUUUUUGCAGGAUCACCUUAAAACGUGCAUCAAGAUGCCCAUUCCUUGCCCUAAUGGCUGUGGGAAAGAGAGAUAUCCUAGAGAUAUGGUAAUUGUAUUUAAUCAAUUGAGUGAAUUUCUUGAUGAUAGGGUCAGUCAUCGCAGAGGACUCGGAGCUGUUAGUUGUCGUACCAGUGUUUUAAAGUUCUCUCUGUAUUUUGUACUGUUGAAUGUCUAAAUCUUUUCUGCGUGUGCAUACUUAAAAUGUACAGCUAUUUCAGGUAACGUUGUCGUAUAUCAAGGUCACACAACACCACAAGAUCAUGUGGGUAGCUGUAAAACUAAUUACAACUAAUUUUGUCAUAACUUCACGGCUGCUACUGCCAGAAUAGUACAUAACCUUACAAACGUCUACCUUUGUCGUUUUAUAGUAGAAGAAUCGUGUUUCAUGGCUGAGCUUGGGAAUUUUUUUAAUGAAACAUGAUUUGCCAUAUUGCUUCGAGGCCUCGUCGCUGAGGCUUUCUGACGACGUUAUUUGAUAUUUAACAAUUAAUGAAUGAGGCUGAGUAUCUUAUGAAGAAUUAUGGAGAUCGAGGAGGCUGUUAUUCAGCAAGGUCGUCCCCCUUGAAACACAUGAUUAAUCAAAGUGGGUGGAAAAAAAAUUUAAUAAAAAUUAAAUGCGAAAUGCUGGCUUGACCGUUCUUUGUGUCAUCAAGCAACGCUCCUAGUGUCAUUCGCCACUUAAGAAGCGCGAAGGAAACUGGGACGAGUUAACAUUCACAAAGACUAACGGUAUCGCUACUGGGGACACGCCAGUCAGCUAUUGGCCAAUUUUACUGCUGUCCAGUAAAAUGUUUCGCCAAGACUUCUGGGACUAUCACUAGGGACAGGACUAGUCCCAGUUUUCUACUCGUUUCUAAAGUGACGAAUUUGACCUCCCCAUCUGGAGAAGCGUUACGUGACCUCAAAGAGAGGUCGAGGACCACACAGAGGGGGAGACAAGUUUAACCGGUAUUAGAAGCCUUAACUUUCUUUUGAAACACCUUUCUUCAGACCUGAUCUUCUCUUGAGCUAGUAAAAGAAAAAAAACUUUGUAAAAUUAAAAGUUAUGCGAAGCUCAGGGUUUUGUUAUGCGUCAGUUCUGAUCACUUAUUUAUCAUUUUAUUUUAGAUUCCAAAUCACAUUAAUGACGAAUGUCCGUUUACUUUAGUCUUCUGCCCAUAUGCUCAAAUGGGGUGCAAUCAACAGGUUUGUUCUUUAUAUUCUAUGAGAUUGUAAAUUGAGCGGACUGAAAUCCUUACGCAUUGUACAUGAGCAACGGUCUACCAAAAACUUUAAUUCCUACAUCAUUUGUCUGUGUCAUCAGGCGACGCCUUUCAGUUUUAUCACCGGUGACUCUAUUUGUCUCCUGACACUCAGACAAUUACUAGGCAAACAGACCUAUAUUUUGCAAAGUGUAUGAACACAAAUAACAGUUUUGGUUUAUAAUACCAUUUUCUAAGAUUAUUUGACUUCUUUCUACAGUUACAACGCGGAAACGUGGAUUCGCAUCUCGAGUCAGGCACGCGAAAGCAUCUUGACUUGGCACGUGUUAAACUUAACAGCUCACAGGUUCAGCUGGUUGAACAACGAGUUCAGUUAGAUGAGGCACGAGUUCAGUUAGAUGAGACACGAGUUCAGUUAGAUGAGACACGGGUUCAGUUAGAUGAGACACGAGUCCAGUUAGAUGAGACACAAGCUCAAUUAAGUUCAACCCAGGCUCAGUUAAAAAAUACACAAGAAACAACAAGAAAACUUGAGGGGAAAGUAGAGGCUCUUCAGACGCAGCUAGAAACAAAAGUGCAGAUAAAGGGGCCGACAACAAACGGUUUAUUUGGAAGAUUGAAAAUUUCAGUGAAAUUUUGAAGCAAGCCAAGGCAGGAUUUAAGGAAGAGGUAGUAAGUGAUCCAUUUUACACUGGAUGUUAUGGCUACAAAUUACAAGUGAUAGUGCGUCCUUUCACUAAGGGGCUGACCCAAUUAGACGACUCUCUCUACUUUGGUAUCGCUUCAGUGGAAGGUGAAUACGAUGACAUAUUACCCUGGCCUUUUAAAAAGAAAAUAACGUUCACAGUGAUUGAUCAAAACGAAGAUCUCAAAGAAAGGAAAAACAUUACAGCAAAUUUAAGGCCAAGUUCUAAAGCACCUAUAUUCUGUGAAUGACCAACAGGA
Porites lobata is the source of this 5599-nucleotide messenger RNA. The record is from the annotation of a GenBank genome assembly. Lineage: Eukaryota; Metazoa; Cnidaria; Anthozoa; Scleractinia; Poritidae.